Molecule: messenger RNA, 1043 nt
Organism: Lineus longissimus
Lineage: Eukaryota; Metazoa; Nemertea; Pilidiophora; Heteronemertea; Lineidae
Product: chymotrypsin B-like
Exons: 7
Coding region: 84-1004 (306 amino acids)
Biological process (GO): proteolysis
Molecular function (GO): serine-type endopeptidase activity
Source: RefSeq, a predicted model, not a curated record
CGGAUAGGCCAAUGAUAAGGAAACAAUGUCACAACUUGGACCAUUCUUACGGUAGCUAAGUCCAGCAAGCUGUGGUCACAAUCAUGGAUGCCUUUGAGUGGGUUCUCGUUUUCUUGACUUUUGCCUCAUUUUCAUCUGAGAUUCAAGGUUGGCCGGCGGAUUUGACAAACGAUGACCUGGAGCGCAUAUCCCGCAUAGUCGGCGGAGAAAAGGUUACAGACCAAACCAAGUGGCCAUGGCUGGUCUCCCUUGAGGGCACACUUCCCCACACCUCACUCGGACCUAUUCCUCUCAUCGAGACGAAGUCUUCAUGUGGUGGAUCCAUCAUCAACGACCGCUGGGUUCUCUCGGCUGCUCACUGCUUUGAUGGGAAGGAUGCUCGCAACCCAAGCCGCUGGACUGCAAGAAUGGCUACUUUGAAGAAAUCGCCCAGUAUCCUAGACUACCUGAAGCAUUUGGUCGGAAAGAUUUUCAAAAAAGAAGACUGGGUCCUAUGGAACAUGGACGUGGAAAAGAUAAUCGUUCAUCCUCGAUACGAACGAAAAAAACUGAUUCAUGACAUUGCCUUGAUGAAGCUAAAGAACCCCGUCCCAUCUGGAGAUCAGUUUGAGAAGAUCCACAAAGUGCAGCUCCCCCUUCAAGGCGAGAGGACCUUCCCUGCUCCUGGACAAAAAUGUGUGGUCAAAGGCUGGGGAUGUGCCAAAUAUGGAGGAGGUUCUACUUCCAGAGCAUACCAAGUGACUCUGCCAAUCCUGAGUGAUCAGGACUGCAAGCGGUAUUGGGGGCGCACCGACCCAGCCAUGAAGCUCUGUGCAGGGGAUGUCGACCAGAAUAAGGGACCAUGCCCGGGUGACAGUGGCGGACCACUUGUGUGCCAACAAGGAGAUAAGUGGGUUCAAGUUGGAGUCGUCUCUUUUGGAAACGGAAGUGCCGACUACCCUAGUGUCAUGACACGCGUUUCAAACUAUGUGAGCUGGAUCAAUCACACAGUACAGAAUUACUAAGACAACUAAUUCAGAAUUAAAGUCAUCGCUCUUCAUGUA